Molecule: messenger RNA, 1748 nt
Organism: Punica granatum (pomegranate)
Lineage: Eukaryota; Viridiplantae; Streptophyta; Magnoliopsida; Myrtales; Lythraceae
Source: RefSeq, a predicted model, not a curated record
UCACCCUUCAUCUCUCUCCCUUAUCCAUCAAAUUCUCCGCUCAGAAUAAAACAACGCUUCGUCACAUCACAGAGACCCAAAAUGGUUGAUUUCGACUGCAAAUCCAAGCUAGUCUCCUCCCCGAAGCUACCCCUGAAGCUCCGCCUCCUCGUCGCGGCUCCUCCCUUCCGUGGGGCCGCUCCCGACCUGGCAACCGCCUCUGACUCUGCCUGCUCGGCAUACGAGCAGUACCUCCGCUUGCCGGAGCUGACAAAGCUCUGGUCUGCCAGGGAGUUCCCAAACUGGAGAGCCGAGCAGCUUCUCAGGCCGGCCCUCCAAGCGCUCGAGAUCACGUUCCGGUUCAUCUCGACCACGCUCUCCGACCCCAGGCCGUAUGCCAACCGGCAGGAGUGGAGCCGGAGGCUCGAGUUACUCGCGGCUUCUCAGAUCGAGCUGAUCGCCGGUCUGAUCGAGAAUGAGGAGGAAGAAGGCAUCCCCGCGGCUCCGGUGGCGGAUCUAAGGUCGGGAGGCGGCACCUUGGCAAGGACGUCGAGCUCGUCCCUCGAGGUGUGGAGGCUCCCCGGCGAGUCCGGCGAAGGAGCCACGGUGGUGAGCCGCACUAGCGAGGAGAGCCUGCUCCCGCGGCUCGCCACGUGGCGGAGGUCCGAGGGCGUAGCACAGAAGAUCCUGUACACCGUGGAAUGCCAGAUGAGCCGGUGCCCGUACACCCUCGGCCUCGGCGAGCCGAACCUGACCGGCAAGCCGAGCCUCGACUACGACAUCGUCUGCAAGCCGAGCGAGCUCCACUCGCUGACGAAGAAGCCGAAUGACCCGUACGACAAGAUCGAGAACCACGAGAACUUGACGAUAUAUUCAAUCCACCAGAUCCUCGAGUCGUGGAUCCACGCGGCGGUCAAGCUACUCGAGCUCGCCGACGAGAGCAUCGAGAGCAGGAGCUUCGCGGUGGCAGCGCGCAGGUGUUUCCUCCUCCAGAGGGUCUGGAAGCUUAUGGAAGAGAUCGAGGAUCUGCACCUGUUGAUGGACCCGGACAAUCUGCUCCGGCUGAUGAAGAGCCAGCUCGGAGUGAAGAGCGAAGCGGUGGCCUUCUGCUUCAGAUCGAGGGGGCUGGUGGAGAUGACGAGGAUGUGCGGGGACCUGAGGCACAGGGUGCCGUACAUACUCGGCGUGGAGGUGGACCCGAGCGGCGGGCCGGGGAUGCAGGAGGCGGCGAUGAGGCUGUACCGGGAGCAUACGGAGCCGGAGAAGGUGCACCUCCUGCAGGCGCUGCAGGCGGUGGAGUCGGCCACGAAGCGGUUCUUCUACGCGAACAAGCAGGUGGUGGCGGCGGCGAUGGGGAGCCUGGAGUCGACGGGCGACUCGCUGAGCCAGUUCUUCCUCGAGCCAACUCACUUCCCGAGCCUCGACGCCGCAAAAACCUUUCUCGGGGAGCAGCUGUCGAGCUGCGGCCGGUGAGAGGGUGUGGUCGGAAGGCUGGUGGCGGGCGGUUGACUCAGUGGUAUAAGUCAAAGUGAAAAGUCGGUCGUGACUCGGUCGGAUUAGAGGGGGGUAGGAGUUGACGGAGUCGACGGGAGCUGGGAAUUAAACGGGAAAGAAUUACGAUUUGUUGAUUCUUUAUUUGGCUGAGGGUUUUAAUUUAUUUUCUCGUGUAGAAAAUUUUGCUCACACGCUAGACUCAAUUGUUGAGGAUUGAGAUUGUAAUUUUUCCACAGCAUUCAUCCCUGAAAAUGAAAGGAAUAUGUUUGAAAACU